UUGAGCUCUCUUCUAGGGGUGCUCGCGAGUGUGCAAUUUAUUCCGCUAAAACAUCUCUUAGAAUGCAGACGCGUUUGGCCUGGGCUCCGUUGCUCGCUUGGUUCCUGGUCCGCCUAGGACUAGGACUAGGAUACCAGUUUCUGGAGCAGCCGUGCGGCAACAUGUUGGCUAUGAAGAUCAGGAACGGCGAGAAUGCCGCUCAGCAACACUCCGCCUGGAUGGCAGCCGUGUAUAAUUCGCGUAAUGAAUUUAUAUGCGGUGGCACGCUGAUAACCAAACGCUUCGUCCUCACUGCUGCCCAUUGCAUAUAUGGCCAAGACGGACUAACCGUGAGAUUGGGAGCAUACAACAAAAGUGAUCCAGCAAGCCAGAAGAGUGUCGAAACAGCAGUACGACAUCCUUCGUUCACGGGAUAUUCCUGGGAUGGAAAUGAUAUAGGCCUGCUCAAGUUGAACAGCAGCGUGGUCUACGAUUAUAACAUUCAUCCAAUUUGCAUCAGUUUGGACAGAAAUUUGUUGAGCGAAGUCGAAAAUGGGUCCAUGCUCAGAGCUCUAGGCUGGGGACGAACGAAACGCGACGGCCAGGAAAGCGAUAUACUUCAAACCAUCAUGCUUAGAAACUUGAAUCGAGCCCUUUGCUCGCAGAAGUUCUAUGUGACUCCCAGUUCCAAGGAGUUAUGCGUUGGCUCCACAAGCGGAGACACCUGCAGUGGCGAUUCAGGUGGUCCGUUGACCGUCACCGUCGAUAAAGGCAGUCGUGAAGUUCAGCUCGCGAUCUUGAGCUAUGGAGAUUUCUAUUGCAAUGGACUAGGAGUUUAUACCCGUGUGGCGAGCUAUGUGGACUGGAUUGAAGAUACCAUUAAGAAGUUUGACACUCCGAACAUGUCGGCGGGCAUGAACGCGAUACCGCUGCAGCCUCGAGAGAAUUGGUUGUACGGAGACUGUGGUGGAAAUACCGUAGCAUCGCACUUGCAGGCAACCAUUUACGGACCCGGGUUUGUGGCCCGGGGCGUUAUGAUCUCUGACCGAUUUGUCCUAACGAAUGCCAGAGGCUUGCCUGCAAAUUCUGCUUUCUUGGAAGUGGGUGUGCUGGGAGUCCAAGGAACCCAGCAAGCGUACAAAGUGAUCGGAAUGUUCCAAAGCACGAGUGUUGCUUUGCUAAAACUUAGUCUCCGGAUAACAGGCCCAGAUGGACUGAAACCGAUCUGUAUGCUUUCGAAAGCAGGUCUCCAGCACGCGGUCGUUUCCACUCUUCCUUUCGCUGUGCUUGACUAUGUGCACGGCUCAGACGGAAGCUUAAGGGCUUAUGAGUUCAACGCCAGCGCUCUUCAUCCCAAUGAAUGUUACUACGAAAUCGGGAGGCAGAUCGAGUCGAGUGAAAUCUGUGUGAAAACUCCUGCUGAAACAAGCCAGAACUACGGCAGGCAGGGCGACAUAUUGGGCAAAAAGAUUAGGGAUUUCGGCAAGGAACGGAUCGUUUUGUACGGCAUGCUCAGAUACUCAACUGGCGGUGUAAACGUUUUCACCAAAGUUGCCCAGCAAACGGAGUGGAUCGAACAUAUUGUCAAGGCCAAUUCAUCAUAGAAAUGUUAUGGGGCGGAAAUAUUUGAACAACAUUAAAUGAAUAUUAAAAAUA
Molecule: messenger RNA, 1635 nt
Organism: Drosophila biarmipes
Lineage: Eukaryota; Metazoa; Arthropoda; Insecta; Diptera; Drosophilidae
Product: polyserase-2
Exons: 7
Coding region: 63-1583 (506 amino acids)
Biological process (GO): proteolysis
Molecular function (GO): serine-type endopeptidase activity
Source: RefSeq, a predicted model, not a curated record